CUCAGGUCCCCUCUUGAACUCGCUCGACCUCGACUCUGUAGUUUCCUGUGUUACCUAAACACAACAGUGUGGCUUUAAAUCACUGCAUUGUGUUCAUGAGACCCAAACUGAAAGUAGUUUAUAGCUUCUAGAAACCGACUUGCUUUAUGUUUAAAGUUUUUGAAUCUGACUUUAACGUUGAAGAAGAUCUUUUCUUAACGUUUCUGCGUUGUUGUUUUUUACAUCAGCAUCUCUAAAUGUUGGCGUAGAGAGAUGACAUGUAUAUUUUAGAUAGAGGACGUGAACCCAACGUGAACACAACAUCUCUGAUCAUCACUAGGCUAUUUUGGUUAGACUUUGGUCAAGGUUUUGUUUGACUUUUGUAAUUAUUAAUCGGGUAUUUAUUUAAGCAGUGUCAAGAUAACUUGGAUUGAGAUACUUUAGGUUCAGCUAGCAAGUGCUAACAGUUGAUGUCUCCUCCCUGAGAUAAAAUGCAACACAAGUUACUUUAAAUUAGUUAAAAGUUUAUAAAAGUGUGUCUUCGCCUGCCACAGAUGAGUCUGAUGAGACGAUCAUCCACCAUGUCCCACACCGUCCCUCCGAUUCUCUCCGUUGCCCCCUCUCGAGCUCUGGUCGAUGAGAAGUUCAAGGUGGUGGUGGAGAAUCUGCCUCCAGGAUCUCCAGUAACACUCCACUCCCUCCACCACUCUGAGGACAAGGACUACUGGGAGGCCUAUGGACACUACAUCAGUGAUCACAGAGGAACAGUGUCUCUUGCAGAGGAUUUGAGUUUUGGGGGAACGUACACGGGAAAAGAAGCCAUGGGUUUGUUGUGGAGUAUGCGCCCCGUCCCGGGCAGCCGCAAAGGUCUCAGGUUGAGAAAGAUGAACAUCUGUAGCCCCCUGCUGGUCAACAUCUCGGUCUACAGUGGACAUGUAGUGGAGGGCUUCAGGGAGCAGGCUCCUCUGGCCUCGUCGCUCACAGAGAGAUGGUACAUGGGUCCAGGUGUCCAGAGGAUCGAAAUCAAAGAGAAAGGAGUGCGAGGGACCCUGUUUAUACCUCCAGGUCCAGGACCCUUCCCCAGCCUGUUGGAUAUGUGGGGAGGCGACGGAGGGCUGUUAGAGUAUCGUUCAGCCUUGCUGGCGUCUCAUGGUUAUGCUUCUUUGGCGCUGGAGUAUCUCGUCCACGGAAAGCUGAAGUCAGCAGACAUCGGGCUCAACUAUUUUGAGACAGCGUUUAAUAUUGUCAAGGACCAUCCUCAAGUGAUCCCAGACAAAGUUGGACUUUUUGGUCUUUCCCUCGACUCGGUUGUGACCAUCUUGUUGGCUGCAGAGAGCAGCGUUGUCAAGCCUCGUUGUUGUGUUUGUGUUAGCGGCAACCACAUUUAUCCACGUGGGGAGACCCUCAGAGGACUCAAUCAAUGGUUGCAAUCGAAUGCUCACAAGUUACGUGUGGAUGAGAACAACCAUGAGAUAUGGCGAGGUAUGGGUCUACCGAUUCCUGAUGAUCCCUCUCUGAAAGUAAACGUGGGGAGAAUAAACUGUCCAAUGUUGUUGGUGAACGGCCAGGAUGAUCAGAACAUGCCCACAGUGGAGGCUGCUGAGGAUAUGGCCCAGAUGAUGCGUGCAGCAGGGAAGGAGCACCUGCUGACAAGACUUGAAUACCCGGAUGCUGGACAUCUGAUUGAGCCGCCCUACUCACCUAACUUCAGAGUUACUAACUUUAUAAAUAAUAGCAAAGAGAAGGUGAUAGUGCUGUGGGGAGGACAAACCAAACCCCAUUCAGACGCUCAGGAAGACUCCUGGAAUAAGAUCUUGGCUUUUCUGCAGCAGCAUCUGUACUCCAGCCCAACUCCCACAGACAAGAUGUGAAUGAUUACACCGGCGCAGAUCGGAUGGGUUAAAUGCAGAGGACGAUUCUACUAAUUUUUAAGUUUUAAAUCAUAGUGUUGUGUUACGAGGUCAUGUUCACUACAUUAACACUGCCACAUUUCACUGCCAUGUUCAUUGGAUACUCACUAUGAUGACCGUGUGCCUUUCAUCUGAUGAAUUGAAGUGCACAGAAUAUGUUGUUCUUUUGGGAGCGUUAUUCAUGUAUUGUGAUGAUGGGGAUUAGAUGAUGGUAGGUUAACAUGCAGUAAUGUUUGGUUUAUAAUAAUAAUUCCAUGAGGGAUGGAUCAUGUAAAUCACCAGACAUGAAAAUAAAAUAUUCAUUCAUUCACACAUAUGCAUUAUGUCAACUGCAGCAUGGAUCACACAAAUCAACGAACAGAUUGUCCAGACAUUUCAAAAUGAAACUUCUGUAAUAUGUAAACUUGUUAAUAAAGGAAACAACUGACAAAUAAUAGAAA
Molecule: messenger RNA, 2329 nt
Organism: Sebastes umbrosus (honeycomb rockfish)
Lineage: Eukaryota; Metazoa; Chordata; Actinopteri; Perciformes; Sebastidae
Product: peroxisomal succinyl-coenzyme A thioesterase-like
Biological process (GO): fatty acid metabolic process; acyl-CoA metabolic process
Molecular function (GO): fatty acyl-CoA hydrolase activity
Source: RefSeq, a predicted model, not a curated record